Messenger RNA from Leptosia nina, 5388 nucleotides. The record is from the annotation of a GenBank genome assembly. Lineage: Eukaryota; Metazoa; Arthropoda; Insecta; Lepidoptera; Pieridae.
AUGUAUAAGCAGAUUUCACAUGGCAGAGAUGGCAGAUGGCAGAUUGUAGAGAACUUCUACCUCCGACCCAACAAGGCUGUUCUGCCGCAGGUCGUAUGUAAUCAGACACGAUGCGACUGCACUGGCCUGAAGGGAGAUAGAGGUGACCCAGGUCCUCCGGGUAUACCUGGCGCACAAGGAGAAUAUGGGGAUGAUGGACCCGAAGGACGUGAGGGCAUAAUAGGAGAAACAGGUGACUGGGGCGAACGAGGGGACGCAGGAGAUAAAGGUGAACGGGGUGUCGAUGGGCCGUAUGGACCACGAGGAUUUACCGGACCACAGGGACCUCCGGGCUUCGAAGGAAUUAGAGGCAUAGUCGGUUUAGACGGAUGCAGUGGAGUUGAUGGCGCAAUAGGCCUACCAGGGCCUCAGGGUAUACCUGGGGAUAGAGGUAUACCAGGACCGUACGGGGAGAAAGGAGCACAAGGUUUAGCUGGAGAAGGAGGUGUCAACUCACAGGGUGCAAAAGGUGCACAAGGUGAUUAUGGGCGACCUGGCGCACCUGGUUCGCCUGGGCCACCAGGUUGGAUUGGAGACAGUGGCCCCCGCGGUGACACAGGCGAUCAGGGGCCAAUGGGCUCUCCUGGUACACCAGGAUAUCGAGGAGACACCGGUGAGGAUGUAGUGGGCCCACCUGGUGAAAAAGGAGACCAGGGGGAAAUCGGUAAACCUGGCAGACCAGCUCAAAUCAUUUACAUUGACCAAGUCCAACAAAAUGUUACGAUCCUUGCAAAAGGCAACAGAGGUGAAAAGGGCCUACGAGGACAACAAGGUGUCAAAGGUAUCAAAGGAGAACUCGGAUCUACAGGCAGACCGGGAGCAUACGGUAUGCACGGGCCCCAAGGUUAUAAAGGAGACCAAGGCGACAAUGGUCCGAGAGGAAAACCCGGUCAUAGGGGACUUGAAGGACCAGCUGGUCCUAAAGGUGAUAAGGGAGCGCCUGGUUAUGCUGGUUUGGAUGGUGAAGAUGGGCUACCGGGGCCGUUAGGAGAAGAUGGACGACCUGGAAUACCUGGUGAACAAGGUUUUAUGGGAGAACCUGGAAUAUAUGAUGAAACACUAAAUGAACCAUUGAAACCAGGUUCAAUGGGUCCUCAAGGGCCUGUGGGUCCACCUGGUCGAAUAGGUAACCCUGGUAACGAUGGUGCUCCAGGAUUACCUGGAAUCGUAGGUUUGCCUGGCGUGCCAGGAAUUAAAGGUCUUCCUGGACGACCCGGUGUAAUGGGAAUAUCUCCAAAGGGUGAACCGGGCAAUGAUGGAUUCAAAGGAUUACCAGGGCAACGAGGGCCACAAGGAUUCUCUGGUUUAUUAGGGCCUAUGGGCCCUAAAGGGUUUAAAGGUGCUGUCGUUGUUGGUCUAGACGGUGACGAAGGUACACCAGGUUUAGAUGGAGCACCUGGUUUACGAGGAGAAAGAGGAGAUAAUGGUUUCAUGGGUCAACCUGGAUUUCCUGGACGAGGAGUUCAUGGUGUAGGCCCUCCAGGAGAAGAUGGGCCUCCAGGACCCCCAGGUCAAACUGGUGACCCAGGAAUACCUGGACGCCCAGGAUUUCAUGGCCUGAAAGGUGAACGGGGAGAUGACUGUCCGAUCUGUAAAUCAGGCCUUCCGGGUCCUAAAGGACAAAGAGGGGAUGAUGGAUUUUCGGGACAGAAAGGGUUUCCCGGUUUUGAAGGUUUACCGGGACCUCGUGGUAAAAAAGGGUUCCCAGGAUCGCCUGGCAUACCUGGGCAAAAAGGUAUUAAAGGCAACAGAGGCCAAUCGGGUAUGGCUGGACCUCAAGGUCUCAGAGGACGUAAAGGACGUUUAAUUAACCCACCAUACGCCCUUACCAUAGCGGAAAGAGGACCUAGGGGAUCACCAGGUUUCAUUGGAGACGCUGGCCUACCUGGUGAUGCCGGGUGGCCUGGCCCCCCUGGCGAUUAUGGUUUACCGGGAAUCAAAGGUCGAACAGGAAACGAUGGAUUUCCUGGUUUACCGGGCCGAAAUGGAACACAUGGACGUGAUGGAAUGCCAGGAAGACCAGGAUUAAAUGCAGAUAUACCUUAUGCCUUCCUUAUUGGAGAAAAAGGAGAGCGGGGUCUCAAAGGGGAAUUUGGAGAGCCUGGCGAUGACGGUUUAAAAGGAGAAAGUGGUGACGCUAUUGGAUCUGAAAUCAACUCAAAAGGGUCUAAGGGAGAUAUUGGUCCUGUAGGACCAAUAGGUUUGAAGGGACGUAAAGGUGAAGUAGGUGAAAUGGGCUACGACGGUAUACCAGGAUGGAGAGGUGACGAAGGUGACAUUGGUAUAUCUCUCCCUGGAGCGGUCGGUACAAGAGGAUUUCCAGGAGAAAAGGGAGAUGUCGGGCCUUACGGUGAACCUGGAAAUAGAGGUAUUCAGGGUCCUGACGGCUUCUCCGCUGAGAAGGGCAAGAAAGGUUCUAGAGGAGAUGUUGGAUUGGCAAUUAUUCUCGGAGAAAGAGGUAUUGAUGGUGGCCCCGGUGAGAUUGGAGAUGUGGGUGAACCGGGAUAUCCUGGAUCACCAGGUAUAGCAGGUGCCAUGGGACUGAAGGGUGAGACCGGACUACCUGGUGAUGAUGGGCCACAAGGGCCUUCUGGACCACCUGGUCGCAAAGGAAUACAAGGUAUUGUAGUACAAGGAGCUCCAGGUAUUCCAGGAUAUCCUGGACAAAUGGGUGCAAUUGGAAAUAUUGGUGAGCCAGGUCUUCAAGGCUACAAUGGGCUACAAGGAGAUACAGGGCCUAAAGGAACGAAGGGAGAGUUUGGUGGAAUUGGCCCAAGAGGUUUAACUGGAGAACGCGGAUAUUCAGGAUUUCCUGGUUUUCCGGGCUUGUUGGGUCGACCUGGGAUAAUUGGACAAGUAGGUGACCGAGGUGAAACGGGUGCACCAGGAUACCCAGGUUCACCAGGCAGACCUGGUCUAAUUGGCCCUAGGGGAUUCAAAGGCAAGGUUGGUGAUGUGGGUCCACCGGGUGCAGUUGGAUUGGAUGGAUGGCCCGGUAUUAAAGGUGAUAGAGGUGAUAUCGGCCUUUCUGGUCUUCAAGGCAUGAAAGGAGAAGAUGCUUUAGAGGGUAUGAGAGGAGACUCCGGAGAACCAGGCCGUGAUGGCAUCCCAGGAAGACCUGGCUUGCCUGGACUAAGAGGAGAAAAAGGUGACUGGGGAAAUCCUGGUGAAAAUGUUAAGGGUUUCGAUGGUGCAAAAGGUCAAAGAGGAGAUCAAGGUGCACCAGGAUUUUUAGGAUUUAAUGGACUGAAAGGUUCGGUGGGUGAGCAUGGUUUGCCUGGUUAUUACGGUGAAAUUGGAGAUAAAGGAUAUCCAGGAUAUCCCGGCUUACCUGGACGACAUGGGUUUGAUGGAGUUAAAGGAAGACCUGGUCCCACGGGAAUUCCAGGUUUAGCCGGAUUCAAAGGUGAUAUGGGUUUAGAAGGAGAACCUGGAAGAAUAGGUGUUCCUGGUAUCCCAGGUGACAUUGGUCCUAUGGGACCAACGGGAUUGAGAGGUCCACCAGGUGUAAAAGGGGAAAGAGGAGAAAUUGGCCUCAGCGCUUACUCUCCAGCCACCAAAGGAGACAUAGGAGAUUUCGGAAUGGACGGUUUGACGGGUACCCCAGGUUCAAUCGGUGAGCCUGGUAUUUAUGGUUUUACGGGUAUAAAAGGAGAACGAGGAGAUGAGGGACUUCGAGGAGAAAUCGGAGAAGAAGGUUUUCCAGGUCUUCGAGGAUAUAGAGGAGACGUGGGUCCACCUGGAAUGCCUGGAUUAGAUGGGAUUAAUGCUGAAAAAGGAGACGCCGGUAAACCAGGAGUAGAUGGGUUGCCUGGCUGGCCAGGAAAUAUGGGACAAAAGGGUGCUCCUGGAGAAUAUGGAAUUGAUGGACCUGAAGGCUUGGCUGGACAACCUGGUUUAAGUUUUGUAGGGCCUAAAGGAGUACCUGGAAUGGAUGGACGGCCAGGUAAGCGGGGAAACAUGGGUACACCAGGAGCGCGUGGUAUGGAAGGGGUUCCUGGGCAAAUGGGAGUUAAAGGUGAUGUUGGUGAGCCUGGGUUUGCAAUCAGUCCAAAAGGCGAAACAGGAGCUCCUGGGGUACCAGGUUUUCAUGGAAUGAAAGGCGAACAAGGAGAAGCAGGCGAUUCAGGUCGUGACGGGUUUCCGGGAGCAUUUGGCCUUAGAGGUUUAAAAGGUUACAUUGGUGAUGAGGGCGAACCAGGGCUGCUAGGUUAUCCUGGACUUAAAGGAAUGAAAGGAGAUAAAGGAGAUGUUAUUCUGCCAUCAGAAGUUAGUCCUGGGCUACCAGGUGAACCAGGUCCGGUCGGAUUUACUGGACGCCCUGGAGAGCGUGGUAAACCUGGAGAAUUUGGUGAAAAUGGGAUUCCUGGUAUUAAAGGUGAACAAGGAGAUAUCGGUAAUGUGGGUAUACCUGGGCCUUCAGGUUCACAAGGUGAACAAGGCCGCAUAGGAUUGAAGGGCUUCAUAGGACUAGAUGGCAUACGCGGUAACCCUGGUUUGCCAGGACUACCAGCUCCGCCUCCGCCAAUUCCCAAAUCUCGUGGGUUUUACUUUACAGUACAUUCACAAUCUAGAAUGAUUCCACAAUGUCCAUCUGGCACUACACCGCUUUGGGACGGAUUUUCACUGAUUCACAUUGUAGCUAAUGCAAAAGCACACGGACAGGAUUUAGGUGCCCCGGGAAGUUGUCUCAGAAGAUUCUCCACCAUGCCGUUCAUGUUCUGUAAUAUAAAUGAUGUAUGUGAUUUUGCACAAAGAGAAGAUUACAGCUUUUGGCUUUCAACGCCAGAGCCCAUGCCAAUGGCUAUGACACCGAUCCAAGCAAGGGAUGUGGGUUCAUACAUUUCAAGAUGUCAAGUAUGUGAAACCUCUACCAGAACCAUUGCGAUACAUAGUCAGAGUAAUACUCCGCCCUCUUGUCCUAACGAAUGGGAAGAAUUGUGGGUUGGAUACAGCUUCUUGAUGCACACGGCGGGCCCUGAUGCAGCAGGACAGAGCCUUAUAUCACCUGGUUCGUGUCUUCGCGAUUUCCGAACGCGGCCAUUUAUCGAGUGCAAUGGUUUAGGGAGAUGUAAUUACUUUGCAACCGCUGUCUCUUACUGGUUAUCAACAAUUGAAGAUAAUAGAAUGUUUUCGCGACCAGAACAACAAACUCUGAAGUUCGAUCAAGUCUCUAAAGUCAGCAGAUGUGCGGUUUGCAUGAGACGACGACCAGGGCCUGCAACUGGAUUCGCAAACCCAAGUGCUGGUGUUGAAGCUGUACCGAAUGCAGUAGUACGCAGACCAAUCCAGAGACCAAGAUAUCGACCAAACUAUGGUAGACAUGUUCGUGGUAGACGUCGUCAUUAA